AUGGACCAUGGAGACAGAGGGAUCUCUCACCUUCGCUAUGAGGAGGAGGAAGAGCAUCAGUCCAUCUACAUUGGUGUCCCAGUGCCUAAAGGAUAUCGACGCAAACGCAGACGAAGGCGCUCUAGUCGCGAGGCCGCUGACAUGGACAGGGACAGACGCUACAGCCAACACAAACAGCAGGAGCGCAGCCGCUACAGAGACGUAGACAUAGAGGAAGGACUCAUGGACUCGAACGAGCAGAGUCUUCAUGACAUCAACCGCAAAAUGUCUCCGGCGGCAGAGCGGCUACGUUAUAUCCAUAACGAAGAUGACGACUUGCCGACGCCGACGCUCUUCACUGAGAUGGACACGCUGCAGCGAGAAGGAGACGAGUUCGAGUGGAAGGAGUCCGCCAGGUGGGUGAAGUUUGAAGAGAAGGUGGAGGAGGGAGGGGAAAGGUGGAGUAAACCACACGUGUCCACGCUGUCCCUGCAUAGUCUCUUUGAGCUCAGGACGUGUCUCCAGACGGGGACCGUGCUGCUGGACCUGGAAGGUUACUCUCUGCCUCAGAUCAUUGAUGAAAUCAUCGAGCGACAGAUCGAGGAAGGUAUGAUUUCUCCUGAUCUCAGAGACCAGAUCAGUUUUGUCCUGCUGAGGAAACAUCGACACCAGACCAAGAAGCCAAUCCACCGCUCGCUCGCCGACAUCGGCAAGUCCAGCUCUUCCACUAGCGGUCCGGGACCCGGUCCGGGUCCAAUAGCCAACUAUAACCGAUCCACAGAGGACCUCCGGCUGAAGCAACAGUCUGCCAGCUACGGUCGCCUGCGUCACGCUCAGAGUAGGAGUAUGAAUGAUAUUGCAGAUACUCCCAGCACAGACCAGCUAAAGAAUAAAUUCAUGAAGAAAAUCCCCAGAGAUGCAGAGGCGUCCAACGUCCUGGUGGGUGAAGUGGAUUUCCUGAACAAACCCUUUGUCGCGUUUGUCCGUCUGGCUCAGGCCACAACACUCGGAGGUCUCACUGAGGUCCCUGUUCCUACCAGAUUCCUGUUUAUCCUCCUGGGACCCCAAGGAAAGGCCAAGUCGUAUAAUGAGAUCGGCCGAGCCAUAGCAACCCUAAUGGUGGAUGAUCUCUUCAGUGAUGUAGCCUACAAGGCCAGAGAUCGGGAGGACCUCAUCGCGGGCAUAGAUGAGUUUUUGGAUGAGGUGAUUGUGCUGCCGCCUGGAGAAUGGGAUCCCAAAAUCCGCAUUGAGCCGCCCAAGAAGGUCCCCACGGCUGACAAAAGGAAGUCGGUGUUUUCCCUGAACGAGCUGGGGAAGAUGAACGGUGCAGCGGGGGGAGGCCUGUCUGAGGACGAGGAGAUGCCCCCCCAACACGAGCUUGGGGAGGAGCUGGCCUUCACAGGACGCUUCUGUGGAGGUCUGUACCUGGACAUUAAGCGGAAGUUGCCGUGGCUGCCGAGUGAUAUCUACGAGGGUUUCCACAUCCAGUCCAUCUCCGCGGUGCUCUUCAUCUACCUGGGCUGCAUCACCAACGCCAUCACCUUCGGCGGGCUGCUGGGAGAUGCUACCGACAACUACCAGGGGGUGAUGGAGAGCUUCCUGGGCACAGCUCUGGCUGGCUCCGUCUUCUGUCUCUUCAGCGGGCAGCCCCUCAUCAUCCUCAGCUCCACUGGUCCCAUCCUCAUCUUUGAAAAGCUCCUGUUUGAAUUCAGCAAGAGCAACAACAUCGACUACAUGGAGCUGCGUCUGUGGAUCGGGAUGCACUCCUGCCUGCAGUGCUUCAUCCUGGUCGCCACAGACGCCAGUUACAUCAUCAAAUACAUGACGCGCUUCACGGAGGAGGGCUUCUCCAGCCUCAUCUCCUUCAUCUUCAUCUCCGACGCCAUUAAGAAGAUGGUGGGCUCCUUCAAAUAUUACCCCAUCAACACCGACUUUAAGCCCGACUACGUCACCACCUACAAGUGCGAAUGUCUCGCCCCGGACCCGGUUCCAAUGCCAGAUAACAGCUCUAGUGUCUCUGGGUUGGAUAUGUCAGGUCUGGACUGGAGCCAGCUGAGCAAGAAGGAGUGUCUGAAGUACGGAGGCUCCCUGGUGGGGAAGUCCUGCAAGUACGUCCCCGAUCUGGCCCUCAUGUCCUUCAUCCUCUUCUUCGGCACCUAUUCUAUGACGGUCAGCCUCAAGAAGUUCAAGUCCAGCCGCUACUUCCCCACCAAGUUGAGGAAACUGAUCAGCGACUUCUCCAUCUUCAUGUCCAUCAUGACCUUCGUGGGGCUCGAUAUGUUGCUGGGACUCAAAACUCCCAAACUAAUCGUCCCCACAGAAUUUAAGCCGACUCGGCCGGGUCGCGGCUGGCUGGUGAUGCCGUUCGGUAAGAACCCGUGGUGGGUUUAUGUGGCCAGCUUCGUCCCCGCCCUCCUCGUCACCAUCCUCAUCUUCAUGGACCAGCAGAUCAGCGCCGUCAUCGUGAACCGCAAGGAGAACAAACUCAAGAAAGGCUGUGGCUACCACUUGGAUCUGUUCUGGGUGGGCGUCCUGAUGGCCGUCUGCUCCUUCAUGGGUCUGCCCUGGUACGUCGCCGCCACCGUCAUCUCCAUCGCCCACAUCGACUCUCUGAAGAUGGAGAGUGCGUCGAGUGCUCCCGGAGAGCAGCCGCAGUUCCUAGGGGUCAGAGAGCAAAGAAUGACGGGCAUCUUGGUGUUCGCCCUCACCGGAGUCUCCAUCUUCCUCGCUCCGGUGCUGAAGUUCAUCCCGAUGCCCGUGCUGUACGGCGUCUUCCUCUACAUGGGCGUAGCGUCCCUCAGUGGAAUCCAGUUCUGGGAAAGGAUCAAGUUGUACAUGAUGCCGUCCAAGCACCAGCCCGACUUGUCCUUCCUCCGUCACGUCCCUCUGAGGAAGGUUCACCUCUUCACGCUGAUCCAGAUCGCAUGUCUGGCCAUUCUCUGGACCCUCAAAUCCACCUUCCUGGCCAUCAUCUUCCCCGUUAUGAUCCUGGGUCUGUUGCUCGUCCGGAAGAUGCUGGACAUGGUCUUCUCCCAGCACGACCUGGCCUGGAUAGACGACCUCCUGCCUGGGAAUGACAAGAAGAAGAAGAAGAAGAAGAAGGAGGAAGAUAAGAAGAAGGGGAAAGACGACGACAAGAAGAAGGGUAAGGAGAAGGAGAAGAAGAAGCCCAAACAGGAGGACAGCGAGGAGGAGGAAGAGGAGGAGGAGGAGGAAGAGGAGGAGGAGAAGUUCCGCACCUACUCCAACCACACACCCAGCCCGGAGUCUGACUUGGAUCGCAGCAUCACCCUCCACCUGAAGAUCUCCUGCCCGUCGUCUCCGGCCGUGCCUAUGGGCCGAGGGAUGGCCUGCCCCGUGCCUCAGGUCAAGAUCGAGAUGGAGUCGGACUACGACUCGGACAUCGACCCCCACCGCCCUCGGGACAUGAGCAGCGAGACCACGCUAUGAAGCUGAGACUCGACGUCUUGUUGACAGAACAACGCACAAGCGGGUGUGUGCGGACUCCUCAGUGCAGCCGGUGCUGACCCACAGUACAGGUGGACGGACUGUACCCCCUCCUGCAGACAGCUGAACUUCCAGCUUCAUCUGCUUUGAAGCGCAGUUCAGUUAACAGAUGAAUAAGAUAUAAAAUACAACAUUGUUUACUUGUAUGCUGUAAAUGUUCAUAAUAACAGAGGAAAUAUUGAUGUGUUUAUGUGCUGUAUAGGAAUAUAUAUUCAGAAUAUUUAUCUUUAUACAUAUUAGCUAUAUAUUGUAAUGUAAUUACUCUCGUACAACUUAUUGCACAAUGGUUUCACACCAGCCUGUGUGUACAGACUUUGAGGCAGCUGUGAAACAAGUUUCAGUAACAGAACGAUUUAUUAUGAGGGUGUGAAGUCUUCCACGUGUUAGUCUUUGCAUAUUUGUGUUUGUUUGAAUUUGCUGUAGUGUCCCUCCGACCCGGAGAAGCAGCCCCCCCCCCCCCCCAGCUCCAUAUUAACAUUAACCUGGAACAAAAAGAAACAACCAAAAAGUCCUGAUGUUGCUGAAAAGGAUCAAUUUUACUUUGCAAGAUGUAGCGUACAUGUUUAUAUGAGUACUCCGUGUGAGCGGUAACUUUGUGCACAUGACCAUAACGAGACAUUG
Cottoperca gobio is the source of this 4107-nucleotide messenger RNA. It is a transcript of the gene slc4a5a, whose product is annotated as solute carrier family 4 member 5a. The record is from RefSeq and is a predicted model, not a curated record. Gene Ontology annotation, biological process: transmembrane transport; bicarbonate transport; monoatomic anion transport. Gene Ontology annotation, molecular function: sodium:bicarbonate symporter activity; solute:inorganic anion antiporter activity; monoatomic anion transmembrane transporter activity. NCBI's taxonomy places the organism in Eukaryota, Metazoa, Chordata, Actinopteri, Perciformes, Bovichtidae. Gene Ontology annotation, cellular component: plasma membrane. The transcript has 25 exons. Bases 1 to 3429 code for a protein of 1142 amino acids.